AUGUCCAUGAGAGACUCGGGAGAACCUCCCAAAGCCCGCAAACGCGGCCCCCCACCUACCACCGCAACCUCCUCCACCCCCGCCCCGAAACGCGCGCGACAAUCCAAACUCGCCAAGGAGAACGACAUCACCGCCGCCGAAGAAAGCGAGAUCAAAGAAGUGUUUCACUUGUUUGUUGUUGACGACGAGAUCGAUGAGUUCCCCGACGAGAAGGAAGGGGUGAUCCCGGUGGAAGAUGUGAAGAAGGCACUUUCAGCAUUAGGCCUCCCCGCCACCUCCACCGAACUCCCCGCCAUCCUCUCCGCCCUCGACCCCACGGACACCGGCUACGUCCCCUACGAACCGUUUCUGACCGUCGCCGCCGCCAAGCUCCGCUCCCGCUCCGACGAGGCCAUGGCCGCCGAGGUCGAUGCGGCGUUUCGGCUCUUCACGCGCGGGGGUAGCGGGGGUAGCGGGAGCGGUGCAGGCGCAGGCGCAGGCGCAUCCGGUAGCAGCAGCAUCAUCACCCUCCACCAUCUGCGGCGGAUCGCCCGCGAACUCAAGGAGGAGGGGAACUUGGAUGAUCAGUUGCUGAGGGAUAUGAUCCUCGAGGCGAAUGGGGGCGCCGGGGUGGCGGCGGGUGUGACUCUGGGUCAGUUUCGGGAGGUGAUGCAGCGGGCGGGGGUUUUUUGAAGCUAUCCAUGGU
This is a messenger RNA of Aspergillus brunneoviolaceus CBS 621.78, 685 nucleotides long. Its product is annotated as EF-hand superfamily Ca2+-modulated protein. Lineage: Eukaryota; Fungi; Ascomycota; Eurotiomycetes; Eurotiales; Aspergillaceae. The transcript has 3 exons. The record is from RefSeq and is a predicted model, not a curated record. The coding region runs from base 1 to 672 and encodes 223 amino acids.